UGCAGCCGGUAUAAUACAUUUCUCGCGAAUCAUUUUUCAAAUAUAUGCAAUAUAUUCCUGUAAUUUUUAAAGUACGUGUCAAGUGUUUUUAUCAUAUUCCACAAUGGAUGAUUUAAAGGAUACUCUCACGUUUAGAGUAGAAAACAAUGUUUUAAUCGGCGAGGAAAUAUCGAUUCGCAAGGAAUGCACGAAUGUCGGAACAUUAGUGUUAAAGAAGCUGCGAAGCAACCCAAAGUUCGUUGCGCAGGUGGAGGCGGUUACGGGCACAGAGACCACUUUCGCGGAAAUGACGGAGAAAAGCGUGAAAUGUGCGCUAUGGUUGAGAGAGCAGGGCGUUCAACCGGGCGACGUAAUCGGCAUUUGCACUCACAAUCACUUGGAGUCAUACGUACCGCUGCUGGCGGCACUCUACGUCGGCGCCAUUAGCAACCCGUGGGACAACGAACUUUCCCCAACGACCGCGCGUUACUUCCUCUCACUGACGAAACCGAAGAUAGUAUUCGUGAACAUCGAAUCGGUCAAAUGCCUGGCGCAGGUCAUCAAGGAAGACAAGCUAAACACUGGGCUAGUGGUAUUCGGCGAAUUGGCGGAAUUCGAGAGCGCGUCCCUGACGAGCAUCCUGCGGUCCCGGGACGCCGCGGCGAUCGACAAAUUCGAAUGCGCGGAGCUGACGAGCCCGGAUCAGGUCGCCACGAUCGUUUGCUCGUCCGGCACCAGCGGCCUUCCGAAAGGCACUGAGAUCAGUCAUGCAUCCAUGAUUAAUUACAUGAAUCAUGUCCGAAUCCACGAUCUCAGAGGACACGUAUCCAUGUGGACGCCUUCCAUGCGUUGGUACUGCGGCCUGUUCAUCGUCAUUAAAGCUAUCCUGGAUUGUUCGAAAAGGAUUAUAGUCCCGGAUUGCGAUGACGACGACGAGCUGUGCUACUUCAUUGAGAAGUACAAGGUAUCCUGGUUCAGAUGCGAUUCCUGCUUCCCCAUUCGGCUAGUAAAGUUUGCCGUAUUAAGCAAGUACCGACUACCAACAUUGGAAAUCCUUUUGUUUGGCGGCGCACAUUUCCGAGGGGAGUUGCAGCAGACUUUGAGGAAACUUUUGCCGCACACAAGUGUCAUACUGAGUUACGGAAUGACGGAUUACGGUGGAUUAUGCGCCCGUCAGACGAAAUACAGUAAACCAGGCAGCUGUGGAUUUGUGUGCGAAACAGGACGGCUGAAAGUGGUCGAUUCUAACACGGGGAAGGUCUUGGGGGCCAACAAAACCGGAGAAAUAUGGGCUAAAUCGUCGUACAUGAUGAAUGGAUACUACAACAAUCCUGAAGCCACGAAGAACGCUAUCGAUUCGGACGGAUGGUUACAUACCGGCGAUCUCGGUUACUACGACGACGACGGUGAAAUCUUCCUCGUCGACAGAUUGUCGGAAUUUAUUAAUUAUAGAGCCAUCAAAAUAUCGCCCGCGGAAAUCGAAGCUUUGAUUCAACAACAUCCCGCAGUCCUCGAAAUUGCCGUGGUGGGAGUACCGAAUGAUAUCGACGAGGAACACGUUAUGGCUUUUGUUGCUAAAGUACCCGGCAAAGAGAUGACGGAGCUCGACAUAACCAACUUGGUGGAGCAGAACAUGCCGUGGUACUGUAGGUUGCAUGCGGGAGUUAAAUUCAUGCAAAGACUUCCUCGCACGGCCACGGGGAAGAUCGCUAAGAAGGAGCUCAAACAGAUCGCUAAGAAAUUAUAUGGCGAAUUGGAAUGAUAGCAAAAAUAUCGGCGAUUACAUUCAAGUCACUGUUUCAUUGUUUUAGAAUUGAAUAUUUUCAGAUUUAAAAAUGAGUUUCCAAUAUUUCUAAUAAUUUUCUA
This is a messenger RNA of Linepithema humile (Argentine ant), 1845 nucleotides long. RefSeq names its product luciferin 4-monooxygenase-like. Gene Ontology annotation, molecular function: long-chain fatty acid-CoA ligase activity. Gene Ontology annotation, biological process: fatty-acyl-CoA biosynthetic process; long-chain fatty acid metabolic process. The record is from RefSeq and is a predicted model, not a curated record. Lineage: Eukaryota; Metazoa; Arthropoda; Insecta; Hymenoptera; Formicidae.